Molecule: messenger RNA, 3831 nt
Organism: Pteropus alecto (black flying fox)
Lineage: Eukaryota; Metazoa; Chordata; Mammalia; Chiroptera; Pteropodidae
Gene: VDR
Product: vitamin D receptor
Exons: 9
Coding region: 152-1318 (388 amino acids)
Biological process (GO): multicellular organism development; negative regulation of transcription by RNA polymerase II; positive regulation of transcription by RNA polymerase II
Cellular component (GO): nucleus
Molecular function (GO): nuclear receptor activity; zinc ion binding; vitamin D response element binding
Source: RefSeq, a predicted model, not a curated record
GUCAAAAGGCAGCUGCCGAGCCAGAGGCGCCGGGAGCGCGGAGCAGCGUGCCCACCAGCCAGACCAGAGUUCUUUUGAUCAGAAGUAUCCGUGAGACCUCACAGAAGGGCACCCCUGGGCUCAAUUCACCUGCCCCCCUGCUCCUUCAGGGAUGGAGGCGAUGGCAGCCAGCACUUCCCUGCCUGACCCUGACGACUUUGACCGAAAUGUGCCUCGAAUCUGUGGAGUGUGUGGAGACCGAGCCACAGGCUUCCACUUCAACGCUAUGACUUGUGAAGGCUGCAAAGGCUUCUUCAGGCGCAGCAUGAAGCGGAAGGCGCUGUUCACCUGUCCCUUCAACGGGGACUGCCACAUCACCAAGGACAACCGCCGCCACUGCCAGGCCUGCCGCCUCAAGCGCUGUGUGGACAUUGGCAUGAUGAAGGAGUUCAUCCUGACAGAUGAAGAGGUGCAGCGGAAGCGGGAGAUGAUCCUCAAGAGGAAGGAGGAGGAAGCUUUGAAGGACAGUUUGCGGCCCCGGCUAUCUGAGGAACAGCAGCGCAUUAUUACCAUCCUGCUGGACGCCCACCACAAGACCUUCGACCCCACCUAUUCCGACUUCAGCCAGUUCCGGCCUCCGGUUCGCGGAGACGAGAGUGGAGACAGCCAUUUGCUAAAGCCCUCCUUGAAACACAUGACCAGCUUAUCUGGGGACUCGUCCUCCUCCUGCUCAGAUCACUACACCUCCACCCCAGUAGUGAUGGACCCGACCAGUUUCUCCAACCUGGAUCCAAGGGAAGAAGCCUCGAAUGAUCCUUCUGUGACCCUGGACCUGUCUCAACUCUCCAUGCUGCCCCACCUGGCUGACCUGGUCAGUUAUAGCAUCCAAAAGGUCAUUGGCUUUGCCAAGAUGAUUCCAGGGUUCAGAGACCUCACCUCUGAGGACCAGAUUGUACUGCUGAAGUCAAGUGCCAUUGAGGUCAUCAUGUUGCGCUCCAACCAGUCUUUCACCGUGGACGACAUGUCCUGGACCUGUGGCCACGAGGACUACAAGUACCGCAUCAGUGAUGUGGCCAAAGACCGUCCUGGGGUGCAGGACGCUGCGCUGAUUGAGGCCAUCCAGGACCGCCUGUCUAACACGCUGCAGACCUAUAUCCGCUGCCGCCACCCUCCACCAGGCAGCCAUCUGCUCUAUGCCAAGAUGAUCCAGAAGCUGGCUGACCUGCGUAGCCUCAACGAGGAGCACUCCAAGCAGUACCGCUGUCUCUCCUUCCAGCCUGAGUGCAGCAUGAAGCUCACGCCCCUUGUGCUGGAGGUGUUUGGCAAUGAGAUCUCCUGAUGAGGGCAGCCUGCAGUGGCACCUGGGUGGGGCUGCUCCCCUGGGGCCAUGUGCCCAAGAUGGGGGCUGGCUGCUACCCAGCAGCCCUUCCCACCCUCUCUCAAGUUCAACCCCUGCUCUCCCACUUCUCCUCCCUGCCUGGCCCAUUCUCUCUCCUACCCAACCUAAGACCAGGUCCCUGCUUCCUGCAGGCCACAGGCUGUCCCCCAUCCCUCAAGACCACAAUCAUGAGGAGUUGCUAUUUAUUUGACAUAGAGACUCAAGUAAGGGCAGAGGGCAGAAGGUGGGGCCUCAUCUGGGGAUGCCCCCACCACUCCAGAAGUGGCUGCUGGUUGGUGCCCAGGGAAUAGGCAGGCAAGAGAAAUGCACUCAUUCCUCAGGGACAGAUACCCAUACCUCCCCCUGCUCCAGGCCCACAUGUCCAGAGCCUGGUGGGGAUCUCCCCAUCCCAUCCCACCCACAAUAAAUAACUGGCCACAACCUCCACCUCACCCCCAUCUCAUCCUGCCUCCAGUCUGUGCUGUUCUGUCCCAGGGCAGCAUGUGAUAAUGCAGACUUCUCCCUUUGCCUUCCCAACCCUGGCCUGUCUAGGUUACUCACUGCCAAGGAUGACCAAAGACAGGGUCACUAAGGUCACAACUCCCCCUUCACUCACCUCUGCUUGCCGAGUUCACUUGCCUAACCCCUCAGUGCCCACCUUUAUCCCAUUACCAUGGUAACAUUCUCUUUGGAAGUAGCUAUGGUGAGAUGGGCUUUCUCCCCAUGGAUGGGGCUGCUGGCCCAGAACCCACCUGCCGAGAGACCCAAGGAGGGAAAAAAGCAGGGCCCAGGCAGUGGGGGACAGGCAAACCUAGCCUCUUGGAAGAAUAGUGGAUGGUGGCCACAGCUGUCCCUGUCACCAAGCCCAUGGCUCCUUGGCCUGGGUCUAAGGAGUUAGUUGAAGCAGGAGCUCUCUUUCCAAUGAUCCACGUGGCAGAAGUGAAUUGCCCCCAGGUUGCAGAGAAGCACCGGGCACUGUCUUCACCUUCCCUUGCCAGUCAAUGCCUUACCUCCCGCUCCUUACCUGCCACAGGCUCCAGAGCCCUCCCAUCGCAGCCUCAGGCACUGGGGGUGCCUCACCUAGGAUGGCCAAACAUGAUGCAGAGAUCGGCCCACUCUCCCAAUCACCUCACAGUCUAGAGAAGCAGUGCCCGCUCUGCUUACCAGUGGGGCCACAUCUUUUCUACCGGGUAGGGUGAAAUGGAGGUGAAGAACUUUCAGACUCCCACAGCCUAAGUCACGCCCUCCCUGCCCGCCUAGGUGUAGUUCUAAGAUGGCUGUUCCCCCAGGAGAACCAGGAGCUGGUGCUCUGAGACUUCAGGGUGUAGGUGGAGGGAGAGUGGUCAGCCUCUGAUGGCAAAUCAGAGAGCAUUUAGGGUUAGAGUCAUGUGGGGCUGGUUCCCUUCUUAUUCUCACCUCACCACCCCGGAGUCGGAAGGGGCCUAGGAACAGGGUGGAGUGAGGUACCUAACUUUAAACUCCGUAUUCUCUUCCAUAGCCAGACCAGCCUAGGAGGUGGGAACUCUCCAUCCAUUUACUCUGGGAUGGGGUUCCUCGGUGAGUUAGUUGUAGGUGCGUGGGACUAACACACAGAGGAUCCUUCAGAUCAUUACUUGAGUUUGGGGAACAUGACCACAUUCGAUGUCUCAAUACAGAGGAGUUCAUGUCGGUGGGAUACCCCUCCACUUGCAUCUGUUGUCCCCUGAAAACUUUAGGAGCAAUCUGACUUAACCGCUGCCAGAGCUGUCAUGUCCACCUGGCCCACAGUUUCUUCAGGUGGAAAAAUAUCUAAUGGCCAUGUUCCUUAUUGCAGAAUACCAUCCUUAUGGCCGAAUCUUAUGUUUAUUAGAGGAGCUGUUUUUAGAAUUAGACUCCAUUUUGUACUAUAUUCUAAUAUAGCGGGUAGUAGGCACCACUGAUUAAUUGAUAUUUAUGGGUGGGGGGGACUUACAUUGUGAAAAUUCUAUACAUUAAUUAUUAUCAUUGUUGUUGUUAUUUUAUAAAUUAGAAAGAGACCUUAGUUAUUUGAUUUUAGCUGCAGAACACAUUGGGAGAAAAAGCUUGAAAAUCGCUAAACUCAUUCAACUCCCUUGUUAAAGAAAACAGAUACUUAGAGGAGGGUGUGACUCACUCAAACCCAAUAACACAGUAGAAGUAGCGCCAGGACUGGACCCAGGCUUUGGACUUUGGGUCCAGUGCUCUUUUCACUAUACCACACUUGAGCUCAGACUCCACUUCCCGUCCCCCAGUGGCUGACCUAGUCCCUUGGGGAAAUUGCUGGAUUUGAAACGGAGAAAGUCUAGAUCACAAACCCCUGCCUUCCUUCUCUGGGUUGUCACCCUGCUGACCCAUUAGGAGGAUAAGGGACACCUGAGCCUGUGUCUCAAUGUGAAUCACACUCCCGCCCCCAAUGUGGCCCUGGAUGGGGUCUCUGCCUCAGCCCUAUAUAAUGCUGUUGCCUUAUCAAUAAAGUG